This is a messenger RNA of Penicillium longicatenatum, 1980 nucleotides long. RefSeq names its product putative protein kinase (Lkh1). Bases 1 to 1980 code for a protein of 659 amino acids. Lineage: Eukaryota; Fungi; Ascomycota; Eurotiomycetes; Eurotiales; Aspergillaceae. The transcript has 6 exons. Gene Ontology annotation, biological process: protein phosphorylation. The record is from RefSeq and is a predicted model, not a curated record. Gene Ontology annotation, cellular component: nucleus. Gene Ontology annotation, molecular function: protein kinase activity; ATP binding.
AUGUCCACACCGUCCACAGCUACUGCAACCCAUCCCUCUCACCAGCGCUACGGAUACCCCCAUUCUUCAUACCAAGCGACGACUUCUUACCCAACCCCGACUACAACCGCAGGGGCUCGCUUGACAAAUCCCUACACCUACUCCGUCCCCUCGCCAACCACCGCUCCGACCACCACCCUUCCCUACAACCCAUCUACUCGAGUCGCGCCGGCGAGGUCGACCCCGUCGGGCAUGGCUUCCCAUCAAAGUGGAUCCAGCGCGGCCCCCUCGCAAAGUGGUCGGAAAAAGAAGCCCGAUUGGGGCGAAUUCUACAAGAAUGGUAUCCCCAAAGAAGUCAUUGUGAUAGAUGACAGUCCAGGCCCCGAGGCCUCCAAGGCCUCCAAAUCUGCUCCAGGUCACGGCGCGUCGGCCGGCCAACCAGCUGUACCCCAGCCUGCGGGCAAGCGACGACGCACUGGAAUCGAGACUGCCUAUGAUUUGGGCUAUUAUGACCGACCUUCCUUUUCCAUCAAUCCUCAGCAGUAUGGGGAGGAUUCGUCGAACUCACUAUCAACCGACCGAACUACCUCUCUGCACACUACAGCCCCGACGUCACUGGGCUCUCAGGGCAGCACAGGCGCCAGCAACGGUAUUUACUACGAAGAUGCUUCAGCUGGUCAAAAGCGUAAGCGGACCACUCGGAAGUCAGCCCGCGACGAGCAAAAACGGCGCGAACUUGAAACUGUCGGCGACGCGUUCCUGGAAUAUGUUCCACCACCGCACCCGGUCAUCAAAGCCAAAGAUGUGCCCGUGCCUGUCAUUCGUGAUUACACGAGCGCGCGACAUGAAAAGUUUGACGAUGACGAUGGUCACUACAUUGUGACUCCCGAUACACCGUUAACGGAUCGAUACUCUGUUAUCAAACUGCUCGGGCAGGGCACAUUCGGAAAAGUAGUGGAAGCCUAUGACAAGACGCGCAAGGCCCGCUGUGCGAUCAAAAUCAUCCGCUCCAUCCAAAAGUACAGGGACGCUUCCCGGAUUGAACUGCGAGUACUGUCAACUCUAGCCUCAAACGACAAAAGCAAUCGCAACAAAUGUAUCCACCUGCGAGACUGCUUCGAUUUCCGCAACCAUAUCUGCAUCGUCACCGACUUGCUGGGCCAGAGUGUAUUUGAUUUUCUGAAAGGCAACGGCUUCGUUCCCUUCCCCAGCAGUCAGAUUCAGAGCUUUGCGCGCCAGUUAUUCACAAGUGUGGCCUUCCUUCACGACCUCAACCUGAUUCACACCGAUCUCAAACCCGAAAACAUUCUCCUCGUCAGCAACGCCUACCAGACUUUUACAUACAACCGCACUAUCCCCUCCUCCUCCCAUGCGAACCCUCGAAAUGCUCGGCAGCGACGGGUUCUCCUUGACAGCGAGAUCCGUCUAAUUGAUUUUGGCUCUGCCACUUUCGACGAUGAAUACCAUUCUUCGGUGGUUUCCACAAGGCACUACAGGGCACCUGAAAUCAUUUUAAACCUGGGGUGGAGUUUCUCAUGUGAUAUCUGGAGUAUUGGAUGCAUUCUGGUGGAGUUUUUCACCGGGGAUGCCUUGUUUCAGACCCAUGACAACCUUGAACACUUGGCUAUGAUGGAGGCAGUCAUCGGACACAAGAUCGAUCCCCGAUUGAUUCGGCAAGUCAUGGCAGGACGCGGGGGUAAUCACAACUCCGCCGCCAAAUACUUCGUCCGCAACAAACUUGACUACCCGAAUACCGAAACAACCCGGGCAUCCCGGAAGUAUGUUCGUGCAAUGAAAGAACUAACUGACUUCAUCCCUACCAGCACUCCCUUCAACCGACAAUUCCUGGACCUGUUACGCCUAAUAUUCGUAUAUGACCCUAAGCAACGAAUCACUGCCAAGGAUGCAUUGAAGCACCCAUGGUUCAAAGAGAGUAUCGUCGAUGAUGGCACAGAGGCAUAUCGGAUCGGUAUGGGCUUGCAUCGCCCCAACGCUCGCUAG